AGGCAGCCCAAUGUGGAUGAGAAACAGAUUGCCAAGCUUCAUACAAAGGCCAAUCUGAGGAAGUUCAUGGAUCUCAUCCAGCAUAAUCAGGUGGACAAAGUGUCUAAGAUGUUGGAGAGGGGCUUCGAUCCCAACUACCAUGACAGUGAGACCGGUGAGAGCCCACUGACUUUUGCAGCGCACCUGGACAAUGCAGUAGAGUUGAUCAAGGUGCUGAGGAAUGGAGGAGCUCACCUGGACUUCAGAGCCAAAGACGGCAUGACUGCUCUCCACAAAGCUGCACGCUCCAAAAACAAUGUCACACUCACGACACUACUGGAGUUGGGAGCUUCACCAGACUACAAGGACAGCCGUGGUCUGACUCCUCUGUAUCACAGCGUGGUCGUGGGAGGAGACCCGGGCUGCUGCGAGCUCCUGCUGAACCACCAUGCCUCAGUCUGCUGCCAGGACGAGAAUGGCUGGCAUGAAGUUCAUCAGGCUUGUCGUCAUGGCCAUGUGCAGCACCUGGAGCAUCUGCUGUUCUAUGGAGCAGACAUGAGUGCUCAGAAUGCCUCUGGAAACACCGCUCUACACAUCUGUGCCCUAUACAACCAGGAUAACUGUGCCAGAGUGCUGCUUGUUCGUGGAGCCGACAAAGAAGUGAAGAACUACAACAGCCAGAGUCCAUUUCAGGUUGCCAUUAUUGCUGGGAACUUUGAGCUUGCUGAACUCGUCAAGAACCACAAAGAGACAGAUAUAGUGCCUUUCCGCGAGGCUCCAGCCUACUCCAAACGCCGCCGGGGUCCGUCUUCUGGUAACGGCAGCGGAAACGACCAGUCCCCCUCCUCGUUAUCAGCUCCACGGGUCCUGCUGCGCUCCAACAGCGACAACAACCUAACAGUCAGUCAGUACCAGCAGCAGCAGCACGGUUCUCCUGGCAACUGGGCCCCCCAUCUGCAGCAACACGCCCAGCCCCACCCACACAGGGCCCCCCAGCAGGGUCACUCGCAGCCUGGCUCCUCAGCAUUACAUCGCAGCCUGUCACCCCAGCUGCUCCAGCAGAUGCCCAGCGGCAGCCCCAAUGGCAACGUGGUGGUCCGGACCAUGGGGAGGGGGGCAAGGAGCCGGUCACCCUCCCUCAGCCGGCUGGGGGAGGAGGCCCGACGGGCUUUACCCUCACAGCGCCAGCCAAGUCCUAGCAGUCAUGGCGAGGCAGUAGGCACCAGAAGGAAGCUGUACAGCGCAGUUCCUGGGAGAAAUUUUGUGGUGGUUCGUCCUUACACCGCCCAAGCCGAGGGAGAGAUCAACCUCUACAAGAGUGACAGGGUCAAAGUUCUGAGCAUUGGAGAGGGGGGUUUCUGGGAGGGCAGUGCCCGCGGCCAGGUGGGCUGGUUUCCAGCCGACUGUGUGGAGGAGAUCCCGGCCAAGGCCACCGAGGAGAGGAGCUAUUCCCGAGCGGACCGUGCUGACAGACGGAAGCUCUUCAGACACUACACUGUGGGCUCCUAUGACAGCUUUGAUGCCUCCAGUGACUGCGUGGUGGACGAGAAGACGGUGGUGCUCCAGAAAAAGGAGAAUGAGGGAUUUGGCUUCGUCCUGCGAGGAGCAAAAGCGGAUACGCCCAUUGAGGAGUUUACUCCCACACCUGCCUUCCCCGCCCUGCAGUACCUGGAGUCUGUGGAUGAGGGAGGAGUGGCAUGGCAGGCGGGGCUCAGGACGGGGGACUUCCUCAUCGAGGUAAACCAGGAGAAUGUGGUGAAGGUGGGCCACAGACAGGUGGUCAACAUGAUCCGCCAGGGAGGGAACCGGCUCCUUAUCAAGGUGGUGACAGUGAGCCGGAAUCUGGACCCUGAUGAUACGGCACGCAAAAAAGCUCCUCCACCACCAAAGAGAGCCCCCACCACAGCCCUGUCCAUGCGCUCCAAGUCAAUGACAUCUGAACUGGAGGAACUCGUGGAUAAAGCCACUCUAAGGAAAAAGAAAGGUGACAAAGUUGAAGAGAUGACGCAUGCCCAGAAGACCUCACCUGUUGAUAUGAAGAUUGCCACAAUCAAACCACGCCCAUCCAGUCGCUGUUUGGUGACAGCAGCUGAUAUGAACUCCAUGUAUCAUGACCGCCAGGGAGUGGCAGUGGUGCCGCCCACUGUGCCGGGGGCCUUCCUGGGAAUACCUGAGAAGGGCACUAUGAAAAAGCAAAAGUCCAUAGGUACAACAGAGGAUGAAAAACAGGGAUUCCUCACACCUCCACUACUCAAGUUCUCCCGCAGCCUCUCUAUGCCCGACACCUCAGAGGACAUCCCUCCACCCCCAGCCAUUUCACCUCCUUCACCACCUGACUACAACUCAGCUGCUGGCCCUACACCCAAGAGCUAUGGCACCACACGACCCAGCUUCACCCAGAACUCACCCAAUGCGGUGAAGACCAUUAGCCGAACCACUGACGUUGGUACGUUAAGGCGUGGCUAUUUCCGCCAGAGCUCAGAGCAGUUUGAGAGCACACGCACUCGAGGGCGCACACCAGUGCCAGAGAACCCUUACUCCGAGGUGGGCAAUAAGACACUGUAUGUGCCAGCCAAACCAGCUCGAAGAAAGGGCAUGCUAGUAAAGCAGUCCAACGUUGAGGACAGUCCAGAGAAAACGUGUCACAUGCCAGCAAGCCCCUCUGGCGCAGUUUCCAUGCCUACUACGCCUGUAGAACGGACAUGCUCCUCCAUCCCAAUCCCCACAAUCAUCGUUAAGGAGCCCUCCACCAGCAGCAGUGGCAAGAGCAGCCAGGGUAGCAGUAUGGAGAUUGAGCCCACCACCCCUGAACACCCACCUCUCACACCCACUGUUUGUGGGAGCGGAGGGUUGCGUCCUGAAGACCCUAUGUCUCUAAGCAACCCCUUUGCAGCAGCCAUUGCUGGGGCAGUGCGGGACCGGGAAAAGAGGCUAGAGGCAAAAAAGCACUCCAUUGCCUUCCAGUCAAUAGACAUGGGGGAUGAUGACUUUAGCAGUCCCACGCCAACCCCUCGCCUUCGCCAGUCAAAGUCCAUCGAUGAAGGCAUGUUCAGUAGCGAUGAGCGGCUUCGAAGGAUAUUGGGUCCUCCUGCAGCACAGCUUGGGCCCCCUGUUGGGGGCGGUAGUGGCAAUAUGACAGAUUUCAACACCCCUGAGCCCACGGUGGUGCGGGAACCUCUAAACACCAGGACGGGCCAGUGUCCCAACCUGGACAGUCCUGUUAGUCUCCCAUCCACCCCUCCUAAGAGCCACUAUAGGGCUAAUGGGACCUACCUCCAUCCUGUCACCGGCAAGCCCUUGGAUCCUAAUUCUCCACUUGCCCUGGCCCUGGCAGCUCGUGACCGAGCCAUGAAGGAGCAACAAAACCAUCCUCAGAAUCAGCCACCAAAUCCUCCUCAGGUUCAGCAAGCACCCAAGCAUGAAGCCCAGUCCCUUCCAAUUCAGCCAAGCCACAAACCAGACCUCAACCAACCGCUGUUCAUUGACACUAAACUGCGCUCUGGGAUUGAGACAAGUUUUGCUACAAUCUCCACAGCAACCAUGGGGCGGCCUGGCCGAGGUGGCCUGCGGAGGCAGAUGACGGAGCAGAAGUAUGAGACUGAUGGGGCACGGGAAGAACGACAGCAUCAGGCAGUUGAGGAGAGGAAAAGCGCGCCGGCAGAUGUGGCAGACGCAUCACAGCCCAAGUCAGCCGGGCUGUUGAUGGUCCACACCAGCAACGAAGCAAGUAACAAGGUCAACAACCAAGAGGUCGAGGGGCAGGACAGCAACAGGCCAUCUGAGCUUAAGGACCCCAACCAACCUGACCCUCUCAAUGCUACAACUCUGUCCGUCAAUCCCCAGCCACCUUCAUCACGGAGGAGGAGUAUUCCCUUAGGGGAGUCUCUGGAUGAACCCGUAAAGCUGCCCUUCCGCAUCCCCCCUCCCCCCCUGGCCUCAGUUGACAUUGAUGAGGAUUUUGACUUCUCAGAGCCCCUCCCCCCACCGCUGGAAUUUGCCAACAGUAUUGACAUUCCUGAUGAUCAGGCUAGUGCCAUUGCAGAGAUGCUUCAGCAACAGAGACGGAAUGGGGGACCACCUCUACCCCCCUACCAUGCUCAUGCCCCACCACCUGUCACUGAUCAACACAAACGGGUGGCAAACAGCAUGCCCCCCUCAUAUCCUCCUCCUCCACCUGACUCAGAGUCAGGGGUGGGUGACUCGGGCAUCGAAGAGGUAGACAGCCGCAGUAGCGGGGAUCCUCAGCACAUGGAGACCACCAGCACCGUUUCCAGCAUCUCCACCCUGUCAUCAGAGGGAGGCUUCUGUGACAGCGCUCUGGAGAGCCUUUAUGCCACCGCAGACGGGCACGCCUUUCUGGUGGAUCGCCCCCCUGUGCCACCCAAACCCAAGGGCAAGUCUGUCAUCAACAGAACAUCGCUUUAUCAUGACGCUCUCAUUGAAGAGCCCCCAGAGUCCUAUGGGUCACCACCUCAGGCCCCUCCCCCUCCCCCUUCAUCCUCUGAGCCUCCUAGGACUCCUACUCAAAGGACAUCCAAGCUGUGGGGUGAUCAGCCCCCUGAGCUGCGCAGCCCCCCAUCCACACCAGACUCCAAGAACACCGUUAUCACCGAGCUGAGCUCCAUUCUGCAGCAAAUGAAUCGCGACAGGCCAGCCAAGCCAGGAGAGAGCCUUGACUCCCCCACGGGGAACAGGGGGGGCUUUGGAACAAGGCCUCCCACAGACGACUCAGGAAUGCGUAACAACGCUGCAGUUGCUGCCCUUACCUCCACCCCUCCCAGCAGCCUCCCAUCCCAGACGAACCCCUGCAGCCCGCCAGACUCCGGCUCCUCCCUCACCCCCUGCUCCUCCCUGCCGCCCUCUGUGUCCCCCACCCUCACAGAUGUCUUCGGCCUGCCCACUCCGCCCAUGGGCAGUGGUGGCGGUUACAGCCUGAGUUCCUCGUGUGGUGGCAGCGGGAGCUCGCGCUCCCCAUCGCCACUCACACUGAUGCAGGCGGUGGCGGCCUCAGGCAAGCCCUUUGCCUCCAAACCCAUGGAGCUUUGGAGCAAGCACGAUGUGGCAGACUGGCUGGAGAGCCUCAACCUGGGCGAGCACAGGGACGCCUUCCUGGACAAUGAGAUCGAGGGCGCCCACCUUCCCUCGUUGCAAAAAGAGGACCUGAUAGACCUGGGCGUGACAAGGGUGGGCCACCGCAUGAACAUCGAGAGGGCCCUCAAGCUGCUGCAGGACAGAUAAGCCCCGAGGAGAUGGGGUGGCGACAUUCGGAGUCAGGGCCGAGGAGAGGGAGGUGUUACCGAUCACUUUUACCAAUCUCUUCAUCAGACAUAAUCUCAAGUCGUUGAACUGGGUAGAAGUUUUGUCCAAGCUGAUGCUGCCUCUUGCUGUUUUUGUCCUCUCUCAUCCUCCGUCGCCCUCAUCUCAGUGCUCCGGUCUUGUCCGCCCUCUUCUUCCUUACCACUGCCCUGAGCAUCAGGGGAUCAUGGGAUGUCGGGCGGAAAUGCAGGGGGAGAGAGAAGAAAAUAGCUGCUAUGUCACAUCAAGGAUAGCGAAAGCAGAGGAGGCCACUAUGAAGGGGUGACCAGAAGUGAAAAAACUCUGGAAUAGUGUGUAUUCAAACACUGGAAAAAAUACUCUCCUGGAAGUUAUUUCACAUAAAGACUUGUGCUCACCCAACUGCUUUGGAAUACUGAAGACUUUUUCCAUACACCCUGGUGUGGGUGCAUGAAAAACCAGCUGAGCUGGUCGUUGCUCCUUUUCUAUCUUUGCUAGAGUUUGUUCAGAGAAUAAUAUUUCUUCACUAGAGUCCUACCGGAGUUAUAUUUCUGGGUGCAUCUAAGGUUGUAGAGAAAAAUUUGAGAUAGACUCCAUUUUUUUGCUUUUCACCUGUUUGUGUUAAAAUAAGAACAUUAGCUAACAUAUUUAAAUAAAUACUAAACCAUAUAUCGUGUCCAUGCACACACACACAUACACACACACACACUUUAUGCACAGUGCCACACACUGACAAAUGAGGUGACACACUCUUCACAGACAUACACACCCUAAGCAUGUGUACACACACUGUUACUGCAAUGGCCUUUUUCUCCUGAGAGAGAGCAAAGCGUGGAGAGACGUGGUCACCAGAGGAGGAGCUCUGCUGUAGCAGGGGCCCAGGGCCCAGGGCCCCUCGCCAGUCUACACCCACCCGGUGUCCACCGCACCAUACAAGGGAAACCGAGGAGAGGACAUGAGGUACAAGAUGGACAGACAAAUGUUGGACUAAAAAAAUUCUCACCUUGAAAUGGCUUUUACCAGCUUGUCUGUCUGCAAAGGCUGUCCUUGUCCCUCUUGGCUUUUCCCUCUAGUUUGUAUGUAUGUGUGUGUGUGUGUGUGUGUGUGUGUGUGUGUGUGUGUGUGUGUGUGCGCGUGCGUGUGCGUGCGUGCGUGUCAGUGGUUGAUCCAAAAUGUUAUUAAGGCCAGUUAAGCUAUUUUCAUGGAUCUGCUAUAGGCCACAGUAUAGGGAAACUAGAGCUGUUCUUUACUUCUAUACUUUACUUUCUUCAUUCUGUCAAAUCUCCUUCCACUUCACCAUUAGCAGGUCAACACUUUGUGUUCAUAUAGCCCCACAGAAAAUGCUAAUGUAUAAACACCCUGUGAGUAUGUGGUAGAAGUUGAGGUUUAUUAGAGAGAGUGUCCCAAGGUUCAUGUUUAAAGGAAUAGUUUGAAAUUUUGGGAAAUACGCUUAUUUUCUUUCUUGCUGUGAGUCAGAUGAGAAGCUGGAGCUGGGUGAAGAUAACCUAAAGGUCCAGAGACACUAAACCGUCAUCAAAAAACCAGCGGCGACAACAGCUGACUGUUGUGUCGCCUCACAUCACCUGUGUCUUGACUGAGAAGUUGCACAUGAACACACUGCAAAGACUACAGCUGACAGCUAGCCAUUAUGUACGCUCUGUACCCACAUAAGAGGAGAUAACUCUCCACACCAGCAGACAGUGGUAGUCGAUAUUUAUCAUUCAAAAAGGGAAAUAGGAAGACCACCUUGAUGCUUGUUAGCCAGUUACCAAAUUCACAACACAAUCCAAUGUUGAAAGAACAGAGCAUAUUUACCGUGCACCAGUGAACAAUAGCAUAAACCAGUGGUUAAAGAAAAUGAUCUUACAAGUUUGUUUUGAUCUCACUUCCUCUUGACUUUAGCUCUUUAUUACUUUUCUCACUUCGUUUCUCUUCUCGUGUGCUGAGCUGAACUGCCAAUCAGAGUGAUUUCAUUCGUCAACAGGCUCCACAGUCACCAACGUCAAUUCAACAUGCUGAAUUGGUUAAAAAUAAAGCGGACAAAGGCUGACUAGUGUCAACAGUGCAAGACACACCGCAAAGACUAGGACAACAGAUGUUUGGUAGCUUGCUAACAUAUUAAGCUAAACUGGUAAAUCAGCAUGUUAGCAUUGUUAUGUGGUCAUCCCCAUGUUCCCAGGUUCCUAUGCUCUUGAUAUAAACUAAGCAAUACACACACACACACACACACACACACAUUAUAUAUAUAUAUA
This is a messenger RNA of Epinephelus lanceolatus (giant grouper), 7505 nucleotides long. The record is from RefSeq and is a predicted model, not a curated record. NCBI's taxonomy places the organism in Eukaryota, Metazoa, Chordata, Actinopteri, Perciformes, Serranidae.